AUGCCUCUGUGGACGUGUGAUUGGGACAAGUGCAGACAACCGGCCGUUCAAAGAUCCGGAGACUGCUUUUCCUGUGACAAGCACCUUUGUCGAACUCACUUGCAGGAUCAAUGGCACAAGUGUCCCAAGCCAGAGGUGUGUGAGAAGACCGAGAUGUGCAACAGCAGCCUUGCUGAUGAACUCAGGAAAAUUGGGAGGACUUUCCCGCUCAAACACACUGCCACUGCAGCCCGUCGACUGAAUGAGCUUUGCCGUCGAGUCGAUGGUUCGAAACUCUGUGCACGCGCCUCGUUCCUUCGUGGAGGAAUACCCUGUACUGUUGACUUGUCCGCGGAAAAGCUGUCAAGCAUGAUGGGUGGUCAAAAUUGUCAUGCUGAAAUUACCUUCCAAGACGGUAUCAAGUGGCUAGCACGACUUCGCCUCAUCAGUACCUCAUCGCCGCCGGUAGAGGCUCGGGAUUAUAUACUUCGUAGUGAGGCAGCUACGUUGAAAUUCUUACAGACACAUACGCGCAUCCCUUCGCCAAAACUUUUCGACUGGGCGUGUGAAACCGAUCCUCAGAACCCUUUGGGCGGGGUUAGCUACAUCCUGAUGGAAAAGAUACAAGGUGAACCACUGAACUGGCAACGGGCAACUUCGACACAGAAGGAAAAGGUCAUGCAGCAGUUGGUCGAUAUCUUUAUCGAGGUUGAGAAGCACCAAUUCGACAAAAUAGGGUCGAUGACGCCAGCAAAAGAUGCGGCUACAUUCGAGAUACAAGGUCUAGCGGAUGCAGCAACGUUUGGUACAGAAUCUGGAGGGCCUCUAGGUCCCUUUAACUCCUCGGCGGAAGCGGCACGCGUCAUCUUCGAAACGCAUCUCGCAAUGAUUGCGAGUGGUGAGAUUGCAGCCGUCUACCCGGCAGAUAUCUAUCUUGCACAUCGCUUUCGUUUGGAUAUCCUAAAUAAGGUGGGACGCGAGCUCUUUUCAGAGGGAAAGUUCUUCCUGAAGCAUCCAGAUGAUAAAGGAGACCAUAUUCUAGUCAACAAAGACUACGACAUCGUCGGUAUAAUAGAUUGGGAAUGGUGUCAAACUGUGCCAAAGGAAGAUGCCUUUUCCACGCCCUGUAUGAUGUGGCCAGUUGCAAGGUUCUACGGUGGAUCCAACGAACUACCUGAAGACGAAGUGAGGUUUGCAGAUAUCUUUAGAGAGAGAGGUCGUGAUGAUCUGGCGGGCUAUGUCAUGGAAGGCAGACAAGUGCAACGAUUCUUCUUUGCUUCCGGUGCGGCUAGUGGAUGUGAGAGAGAUCACCAAACUUUCGUUGAUCUGUUUAUGGGCUUGAGGCGAGUGUUUGACUCUAAAGACAAACGAUGGGAAGAAUGGAAGACGCAGGCCCUUGAGAAGUGGAAGAGUGACAGUUUGCUGCAGGCUUUGCUACAGUGGGAGGCACCUAGGCUUUCUUGA
Messenger RNA from Pochonia chlamydosporia 170, 1443 nucleotides. RefSeq names its product protein kinase-like domain. Lineage: Eukaryota; Fungi; Ascomycota; Sordariomycetes; Hypocreales; Clavicipitaceae. The coding region runs from base 1 to 1443 and encodes 480 amino acids. The transcript has a single exon. The record is from RefSeq and is a predicted model, not a curated record.